UCGGAUCCAGCCGUCCAAUAUGUUUACGCUGCACGGGCAUUUAUUUAUAACCAAUUGCUGAGCUUCGCGAUGGCCGCCGCCCAGUUGGAGGAGCACGAUCCACCAGCGGAUCUGCAGCCCGAUCGGAAUCCCAGCAGCGACUGGCGGCUGUGGUGUCGCCUGUGCGCCAGAGAUGACCUGCAGGGCAACAUGAACGUAUUCCUCAAGAACGAGGACUCAGGCGAGGCAUCCUCUUUGGAACUGGCCACCGCCAUUGGCAAGUACUUCUGGGUGAAUAUAACUCGGGGUGAGGAGCUGCCGGAGACGAUCUGCAGUGAGUGCCUGUCGCUGGUCACCUCGCUGGUGAAUUUCUCGGAGCGGAUAACCCGCGUGCAGAAGCUCUACUGCAUCCUACAGAGCUCCUCGGGUCAGGUGAACCUAAAUCUCCAGGAGCUGCGCUCCAAAUUCGGUCUCCUAGACGACGAGACGCUGACGGAGGAGCACUAUGUGGAUAAGAAGCCAAAGCUGGAUGAACAGCUUGCGUUUCUGCCAGAGGAGUCGGCCUUCGAGUUGGAAAAUCCACUCACUCCGGAGGGAAAGCAGGAGGAAGAGGAGCAGGAACCGGCGGAGGAGGAGGAGGAACGAGAAGAUCAGGAUCCAGACUACGAGGCGAAUGAAGAGGCUGUGCUGCUGAACCUGUGCGAUACCUAUGGCAUCCAGGAGGAAAACUCCUCCAGUGGCAGUUUGACCGACUCCUCGCCAAGUCACGAAAAAGCAGGGAAAUCACACGCCGACAAACGCCAUCAGUGCAGCGAGUGUUUGCGAACGUACGCCACGUCCAGAACGCUGCAGCGUCACCUGCGGCAGGAUCAUGGCAAGAUUGAAUCAUCCUCCGAAGAACUGCAAUGUCCGGAUUGCCCCAAGAAGUUCCGCCUGCACUAUCAGUUGGAGCGACAUAUCAAAUGGCAUGUGCCGCUGCCCAAGCGAAAGCAAUAUGCCUGCAAUAAUUGCGACAAAAAGUUCGUCACCAGUGCGUCCGCCCAGCUGCACGAGCAGUAUAUGCAUCUGGAUGAGCGACCGCGGCCAGUGAUUUGCGAGCAAUGCGGCGUGGGCGUGCACUCGAUGAGCGCCCUCAAGGAACACGUGCUGAAGCACACGGACUACGCCCCCUUCGAGUGCGAGGUGUGCAAGAAGUGCUUCAAGUCGGCCAAUCGACUGAAACACCACAAGGAGACUCACGAUCCGCACAAGUACAUUUGCCCGGAGUGCGGCAUGCAGCUGAAUUCGAGAACCACGCUGAAUCGCCACCGACUGGUGCACACGGAUAAGAUGCAGCACAAAUGCGACUAUUGCGGCCGGGAGUUCAAGCGAGCCAAGGCGCUGAAGAAUCACCUUAUUCUGCACACUGGACUUAAGCCGUACUCCUGCGAUUUUUGCGAUCGCACCUUUGCCAAUGGGUCCAACUGCCGCACGCACAAAAAGAAGUCGCAUCCCGAGGAGCUGGCCGCCCAGGAGGCGGCGGGCGGUGGGAAGUCUCAUAAUAGAAAUAUACCCAAGCUGGAAGCACUCAAGGCAUUCACCAAGAACAAGGACAACCUCUCACCGGUGGCCACCAAGCAGAGCGGCUGUUUUGCUUUCGGAAAAAAGCCCAAGCCAUCUUCCCUCAAGGAUACUGUCAGUCCUACUCCAGCUUCAAAUCCUGCUUCCACUCAAGAUGCUCAGCCAGAACCAGCGGCUGAUCCCGCCAGCGAUAACAUAACCCAGCCUGAUCCCCCAGCAUCGACCAUACCCACGAUAGACAAUAUUUAUAACCACAUCAUGAUUGACUAUCGCUGAAGGCGCCUAAUCAUCACAACUAUAAGA
Messenger RNA from Drosophila takahashii, 1842 nucleotides. Its product is annotated as zinc finger protein weckle. The record is from RefSeq and is a predicted model, not a curated record. Gene Ontology annotation, molecular function: RNA polymerase II cis-regulatory region sequence-specific DNA binding; DNA-binding transcription factor activity, RNA polymerase II-specific; zinc ion binding. Gene Ontology annotation, cellular component: nucleus. Gene Ontology annotation, biological process: regulation of DNA-templated transcription. Lineage: Eukaryota; Metazoa; Arthropoda; Insecta; Diptera; Drosophilidae.